Cornus florida is the source of this 513-nucleotide messenger RNA. RefSeq lists its product as uncharacterized. The transcript has a single exon. NCBI's taxonomy places the organism in Eukaryota, Viridiplantae, Streptophyta, Magnoliopsida, Cornales, Cornaceae. The record is from RefSeq and is a predicted model, not a curated record. Bases 1 to 513 code for a protein of 170 amino acids.
AUGGGUAAUACUUUUGAAAUGAGCAUAGUUGGUGAACUGAGUUUCUUCCUAGUUCUUCAAGUGAAACAAUUUGAUGAUGGGAUUUUCAUAUCUCAAUCAAAAUAUGCAAAUGAGCUAGUCAAGAAAUUUGGUUUGAAAGAUUCAAAGCAUAUGCAAACUUUUAUAAGUACUUCAUCCAAAUUGGAUAGAGAUUCUGAUCCUAACAAGGUUGAUCCUUCUUUGUAUAGGAGUCUUAUUGGUAGCUUGUUAUAUUUGGCAACAAGUAGGCCAUAUAUUUCAUUUAGCAUAGGUGUUUGUGGUAGGUAUCAAGCUAAUCCUAUAGAACAACACGUUCUUGCAGUGAAGUGCAUUAUUCGUUAUGUUAGUAGUACAUUGAAUUAUGGAUUGCAUUAUUCUUCUAUAUCUAACUCUAAGAUUGUAGGCUAUACUGAUGUUGAUUGGGUUGGUAACAAGGAUGAUAGAAAGAAUACUUUAGGUGAUUGUUUCUAUGUUGGUACUAAUAUUGUUUCAUAG